GUUCCACUUUGCCUGCAAAUAGGAACACAGCAUUUCUCAGUGGCUGCGAGGAUGCUGAGGAAAACCCCAGGAUACUGAGUCAUCGCGGUGGCCGGCUGAUAGCAAGCACUAAUCCUUGAACACUCUCGUGCGGGGGUAGGAUGACGGUAGAAACGUCUCUCAGACCCACGGCACAAGCAGCCCAUGGAAUUUCAUAACCUGAGCUCUCCCUCUCCCCUUCCUUCCCUCUCUCCCUCCUCAUUCCCUCCCUCCUCCUCGCCCUCUGCCUUCACCACUGCCUUGGGGUCACCUGGAGGCCCCGGCUCCUCCCUGAUGGUGUCUGCCUUCCCAGCACCAGUCCUGAGCGUGGAAUUUGUCCUGGGCCUGGUGGGGAACAGCCUGGCCUUCUUCCUCUGCUGCUUCCACGCGCGACCCUGGACAUCCAACACUGUGUUCCUGGUCAGCCUGGUGGUGGCCGACUUUCUCCUGAUCGUCAACCGGCCUCUUCGCGUGGACUACUACUUCCUCCACGAGACCUGGCGCUUCGGGGCCACUGCCUGCAAAGUCAACCUCUUCAUGAUCGCCACCAACCGCUCAGCGAGCACGGUCUCCAUCGCGGCCGUCUCACUCGACCGCUACCUGAAGGUGGUGCGGCUUCAGCACGUGCUGAACAGGGCCUCCGUGUGGGCAGCCGCCCGGGGGGCCGGGUGACUCUGGGGGGGCAUCCUGCUCCUCAACGGGCACCUGUUCCCGACCACUGAUUCCAGCCACUCCUGCCUCAGUUACCAGCUGGGCACGAGCCCCUCGGCCUCACUCCCCUGGCACCAGGCCCUGUUCGUGCUGGAAUUCUUCCUGCCGCUGGCGCUCAUCCUCUUUGCCAUCAUGAACAUCAUGCUCACCACCUGGCGAGGCCCGGACGUGCGGGCGGGCCUGCGGAGGGCCGUGCGCGUGCUGGCCGCGGUCGUGGCCAUCUACGCAGUCUGCAUCUUGUGCAGUAUCAUCUUCGGCAAAGCUUCCAUCGUGGCCUUCCGCCUGCACGCCUGCUGCACCCUGGACAUCUGCUCGCAGCUCUUCCAUGGCUCCCUGGCCUUCACCUACCUCAACAGUGCCCUGGACCCCAUGCUCUACUGCUUUUCCAACCCCAACUUCCUCUGCCAGGGCCGGGCCCUGCUGGGCCUCACCCAGGGCUGGCAGGCCUCCGCCAGCGACGAGAGCACCUACCAGCCCUCUGCCUGGCGCCGUGUGCCCUCUGGGAAGGUGGUGGCCGCAGAGAGGCUGUAGGCAGAGGGGUCGCUGGAGAUCUCAGAGGAGGGCUGACCAGGAAGGCCCUCUCAGGACGGGGGCCCUGCUGCGGUACCACAGGAGGGAAGACUGCCAGGCUCUGGGCUGGAGGGACAGGGUCACUCCCUGGACUCUUGCCAGCACAGGGUCCCUCAACCAACCGGACAAGGGACAUCUGCAGGAGCCAGGUGGGUGGCAGGGAGAGAAAAGCGUCUUGGCUUGGAGUCGUGUGUCCCAGAUGAUGUCCCCAAAGCACAGAGCAUGAUGGCAGGUGGAGACAGGCAGGGGCUCCGGGACUCCAGCUCAGGCAGAGGGCCACACAGCUGCCCUGGCCCGGGCCGGAGCUGGAGGACUGUGAGAGCAGAAGUCUUGCUUUAGAAAUUAGACAGCUGCAUUUUCUGUCAUCUCCAGUUUGUCUUUUUCAAUACUAACAAACUUCCUUUUGAAAAUGCAAGGCUGCCUCAGCUGUUCUAAGGAAAACCAGUAAGUUACCUUUGGGUCCAUCUGGCUCUGGCAUCAGGAGGGUUCAAAGCGAGUUCCCCAAGAUGAAGGGACACUCUGGGGACAGAAGCAAGAACAGAAGCUUCCACAUUGAUCCUGGAGCCCUGGUGUGCCCUUAAAGUCAGAACGCUUCCCUGGGAGAGGUCCUCAGGCUCACGGGAUGGGCUGCCCACCUGGAUCCCUGGGAGGCCCCUGACUUACUCUCCUGCGGGACCACGUGAGGAUCUUCAGCCUGGCAAGUUACCACCUCCAUCCAGUUCAGGCUCCUGGCUCGGCUUGGACCCCCUCCCCUGGCUUUCCUCAGCCCCAAGUACCCUUCUCUGGCCCUGGAACCCGUGGAGGCUGCUACCUCACCAGGAUAGGAUGCUGGAUGGGGGCAGGGGUCUCCAGGUCACCAGAGCAAGCUCACCACCCUCCCCCAGGCCCAAAGCCAUCUUGCCCAUCUCUCCCCCUUCUGUUCUGUUCAAUACGCCUUUGUCAGUGUCUAAGACCACCUGGGCUAACACAUCUGUUGACCUGGGGCCCCCAGGCACAAGGCGUGCACUGGGCAUGAAUCAGGGGUUUCUUUGGCGGAGAGAGCGGUUGGCCCUGUUGUCCACAGCCGAAGUCAUUGGGGGUGCGUGGCCUUCAAGGCUUCCGAAGGGCUACACAGAAGCCACUAGAGCCCCAAAUAUGCACCUCCUGAACGCCAUGUGUCCCCAGCCCUAGCCGCCUCAGGAGAAUGAACAUCUGCCCCCAGCAGACAUACGUCCUCCCUGCUGCAGGGGACAGAAGGGCCUGGGACUGGUUCCCUACUCAUCACCCCAGCCACAGGCCUCUAGGCCUCAGAUACAGGGUCUGACGAUGGGGGCCAAAGCCCCUCCCCCCAACUGUUUUAAUCCUCUUAGUCCAACCCUCUGAUAUUGUGGACAGGGAUGCCCUCCCUCUGUUAAAAGUCCUCAGGAGUGGUGGCCAAGGCCCAGGAGGGUCACCCACAUCCCGGGAGCGAGGCAGAUGGGUGCCGUGUGGAUGCUGAGGUGGGAGACAGAACAUGUCAGGCAGAGGGAGGUGGCCUGGGGGACAGGUUGGAUGGGUAUUAAAACCUGGUGUGUCUCCGGCCAUCUUCCCUUUUCUGAAAACUCACCAGCCGCUGUCAGAAACCCACAGAAAUACUGAGAACCCAAACCAAGUGAUGGAAAUGGGUGUGCCGCCCAGGCCCCUCCAAGGGGGCUCCCCGGGUGUCUCUGCCCCACAUGGCCCCCUGCUCCAGUCCUCCACUCCGCUGCCGCCUUUUUCUCGCUGGUAGAGCCACUCCUAGGAACUCCCCGCCUCGCCACCCCCUGCUGCGACAGAGGGGAGCGGGCCAAUCCUGCGCCAGCCGGACCUGAGAUUGGUCAUUUCUAAGUCAGACAUUCUUAUGAGAGGUCCAAGCGCUCCUGGAGGCGGGGCGCUGAGCACCCCCUUCAAGGGGCACUAACGUGUGUGCUGAAUGAACACCAGGCACCUUCCCUCUGAUACCAUCUCUCCCCACGUUUGUACCUGCCUGGCUUCCGAGCAGCUCUAGGGGCAAAUGGGGCUCCACGUGCCAUUUCCUUGGUCCUCCCUUCCCUGGGCCCUUCCCCUCAACACCGCCACCCCCUGCCCUCUCAGGAGCCAGGCUCACUCUCCUGACCUGACGUCAGGGAAAUGACCAGAUGGUCCCCGUGUCCUAUGUGCACUGCUGUCUCUCCCCCUCGAGAAGUCCCAGGUAGAGGCUGGUCACAGGCUUUGGGCCCACACUCCUAACCCUCCCCGGGAUCCUUCUUGCCCCUCAGCUCUCCCCACUGACAAGGCACUCUCUAAAGGGGGUCUGGGUGUCCCCUCAUGGGAGAGAAGCGGGGCUUCAGGCUGCCUCCACACUCUCCUUGCAUGGAAGGACCCCCUGGUCCUAACCUUGGUCCCAACCCACUGUACCCCUCCCAGGACUUGUUCUCCAUGUGUGAAAUGGGAACAGUAACCCUGGCCCUUGCUCAACUCCAGGGGUUAGAGAUGGAAAUAACUGAUAUGCCAGAGCACUGAGUGAGGAAGG
This is a messenger RNA of Orcinus orca (killer whale), 3808 nucleotides long. RefSeq names its product oxoeicosanoid receptor 1 (gene OXER1). Gene Ontology annotation, molecular function: G protein-coupled receptor activity. The record is from RefSeq and is a predicted model, not a curated record. Gene Ontology annotation, cellular component: membrane. Gene Ontology annotation, biological process: G protein-coupled receptor signaling pathway. Lineage: Eukaryota; Metazoa; Chordata; Mammalia; Artiodactyla; Delphinidae.